UGUAAACUUCCGGCACAUGAUUUUGCAAGGACAUUAGAAUGCAUCGUCUGCUAUAUUUCUAAAAUUUGUUAAAUUUGAGUCCUUUUUAUCCCAUUUUAAGAUAAUGUCAGUCUGCUGUGAUGUUUCGAAGACAUAUGUGUUCAAAUUUGCUGUGCUUAAAACGACAUUUUUCUUCGGCAACUGAUGUUGUCAAGUUGUCUUACACAGAAUAUGGUAAAGGAAAUUCCAGUAAAAAACCUCUGAUAGUGCUUCAUGGUCUGUUUGGAAGUAAAUCCAACUGGCAUUCAUUGGCCAAGAAAUUGGCUUUGGAUGGUCGAAAAGUGAUCGCAGUGGAUUCUAGAAACCAUGGAGAAAGUGAACAUAGUUCUGUCAUGAAUUAUGAUGUCAUGGCAACAGACAUGGAAACAUUAUUAGAUAAUUUAAACUUAUCUAAAGUGGUGCUACUUGGUCACAGUAUGGGAGGAAAGGUUGUCAUGACUACAGCUUUAAAACAUCCAGAGAGAGUUGAGGGUUUAAUUGUGGUUGAUGUUUCACCAACAUUAAGUUCAAGUAUGGGAUUAGAAAAUUAUGCCAAGAAAAUGCGUGAUAUAAGAAUUAAUCAAGGAUCAACAUUAUCUGAAGCUAGAAAAGAUGUCGACUGUCAACUAAAGUCCGUGGUUCAGUCUCCAGGUGUUCGUCAGUUUUUAUUAACUAAUUUAAUAGAAGAAGAAGGUUACUAUAAAUGGAGGUUAAAUUUAGAUGCUAUUAUUGGUAAUUUUCAACAAAUUUUAGAAUUCCCUGAGUAUAACAAUACAUUUGACAGAUCUACAUUAUUUAUAGGUGGAGCUAAGUCAGAAUUUAUCAGAGGGGAGACAACUCCAGAAAUACACCGUUUGUUCCCAAAAUAUUCAAUUGAAAUGGUUCAAGAUGCUGGUCACUGGGUUCAUUCAGAAAAACCUCGAGAAUUUUUAGAAAUAGUUAAAACAUUUUUAAUGGAAAAGAAUUUAUGAUGAAGAGCGAUAUGUAAAUUUUUACUAGGUUUGAUUAAUUUAUGAUUUUCAUUUUUAAAAAAUUAAAUAAGAUUUUAUUAUU
Patella vulgata (common limpet) is the source of this 1071-nucleotide messenger RNA. RefSeq names its product protein ABHD11. Gene Ontology annotation, cellular component: mitochondrion. The transcript is spliced from 6 exons. Lineage: Eukaryota; Metazoa; Mollusca; Gastropoda; Patellidae. The record is from RefSeq and is a predicted model, not a curated record. The coding region runs from base 120 to 989 and encodes 289 amino acids.